UAUAAAUAGGAAUUUGUUCUUAACUGACUUGCCUAGUUAAAUAAAGGUUAAAUAAAAAAAUAAAAAAAGGUGCAUACUUUGAGAAUUGAGCAUGAUGAAUUUAAUUAUUGAAAAUAAAUAGUGAACAAUUAGUCCACGACUAUAACAAUAUGUUUAAAUGGUGAUUAUUGAUAAUUAUUGAUUAUUUAUGGCCGUUAUUUUUUUUAAUCCAGCUGUGAGGAGAGACGCGCGCCAUGCGUUCCAAACAGGUGUGUUGUUUUCCCGCCCUUUACUGUCGGGAUGAAAGGCCAACAGUUAAAACGCCCCGUAUCCAUUAGUAACCAGUGAAGCGUUACUCACGUUUGGCCGACAUUUUAAUUUAGCAGCCCCGUGUUUACCUUUCGCAGCUGAGCGCGUAUUGCGAGUCAAAGGGCCAUCUAUAGGUGUACUUUAUUAAAGUGUCGAUACUCUGUAAACUUCAAAGUGUGUCACGUUAAAAGGGCGUAACUUUGGAAAGGAGACUUACAUUUAGUUGAGGUUUAAGAUUCGCUCUUCAGUGGGUCAUUAUCUGUCUCUCUCACCCCAGCAAACUGACCCGUGUCAAGACCACACCGCGACAACUACGAUGCUGAUUUUACUCCAGCUGAUAAAUGUAUUAUUGUUGACCAGCAUUGGCUCCACUGAUGCUGAGAAACUCUUCCACAGUCGGGAUCAUUCCGAUCUACAGAUCCCUUCCUCUCACCAGGCUGAGCUCAUAACAGACAAGGAUAAUGCUGAGCUAUUUCUCUCAAGGUAUGGCUUCAUAAGACCAGUGAACUGGGAGGAGCUCCAGUUUGAAGAAUCAACAGGCAUUUCUAACGAUGAAGACUUUCCUGGGGAGGAAGACCUAUCUGGGAUACAGGAGGGAGACUCAUCGUUGUCAUGUGUAGACACUGAUGAUGAUGAUGAUGAAGACUCUCCAAAUCCCACUGAAAGCCAAGCCUUCAUCUCAGCUCUCAGAGAGUUCCAGAAGGUAUCCGGCCUGUCUGUCACAGGGCUGUUUGAUGACGCCACCAAGGCUGCCAUGAACAAGCCUAGGUGUGGGGUUCCGGAUAAGGAGACUGAUGAUGCUACUGAUGAAGUACACAACUCCACCAGCUCAGCACUUGGAAUCAACACCGCCACCUCGCUAACUAACAACACAGACACCUCAGAAGACUCUAACAGUACAUUCAGUGGUGUUUUAAAUGGCUCUGCUACUGAUUACAUAUUGGACAAUAACAUAUUCACUGGCAUUUCUAAUGGGACUGAUGGAAACUAUACAGAGAUUGCCAAUACAUUCAGUGACAUUUUUAAUAGCACUCUUAGUACCUACAAACAUGAUAUAUCUGCCAGUAGCACAACAGAAUAUUACGACCCAGUAGGUGAUACUCUCAAUGAUUCUGCUAUAAACGACACAGAGAAUAACAGCAACACACAGAGUCACACAGUGAACGACCCUACCAGUCCUACUGACAGACCUCAUCGGAGUCCUCUUCCUACCACUGCUACUGACAGACCUCAUCGGAGCCAUCCUCCUACCACUGCUACUGACAGACCUCAUCAGAGCCCUCCUCCUACCACUGCUACUGACAGACCUCAUCAGAGCCCUCCUCCUACCACUGGUACUGACAGACCUCAUCGGAGCCGUCUUCCUGCUACUGACAGACCUCAUCAGAGCCCUCCUCCUACCACUGCUACUGACAGACCUCAUUGGAGCCCUUCUCCUACCACUGCUACUGACAGACCUCAUCGGAGCUCUCUUCCUGCUACUGACAGACCUCAUCGGAGCCCUCCUCCUACCACUGGUACUGACAGACCUCAUCGGAGCCCACCUCCUAUCACUGCUACUGACAGACCUCAUCGGAGCCCUCUUCCUGCUACUGACAGACCUCAUCGGAGCCCUUCUCCAACCACUGGUACUGACAGACCUCAUCGGAGCCCUCCUCCUACCACUGCUACUGACAGACCUCAUCGGAGCCCUUCUCCUACCACUGCUACUGACAGACCUCAUCAGAGCCCUCUUCCUACCACUGCUACUGACAGACCUCAUCAGAGUCCUCUUCCCACCAUUGCUACUGACAGAUCUCAUCAGCGUCAGAGCCCUCCGCCUACCACUGCUACUGACAGACCUCAUCGGAGCCCUCUUCCUGCUACUGACAGACCUCAUCGGAGCCCACCUCCUAUCACUGCUACUGACAGACCUCAUCGGAGCCCUCUUCCUGCUACUGACAGACCUCAUCAGAGCCCUCUUCCUACCACUGCUACUGACAGACCUCAUCAGAGCACUCCUCCUACCACUGGUACUGACAGACCUCAUCGGAGCCCACCUCCUAUCACUGCUACAGACAGACCUCAUUGGAGCCCUCUUCCUGCUACUGACAGACCUCAUCAGAGCCCUUCUCCUACCACUGGUACUGACAGACCUCAUCGGAGCCCUCCUCCUACCACUGCUACUGAGAGACCUCAUCGGAGCCCUUCUCCUACCACUGCUACUGACAGACCUCAUCAGAGCCCUCUUCCUACCACUGCUACUGACAGACCUCAUCAGAGUCCUCUUCCUACCAUUGCUACUGACAGACCUCAUCAGCGUCAGAGCCCUCCUCCUACCACUGCUACUGACAGACCUCAUCGGAGCCCUCUUCCUGCUACUGACAGACCUCAUCGGAGCCCACCUCCUAUCACUGCUACUGACAGACCUCAUCGGAGCCCUCUUCCUGCUACUGACAGACCUCAUCAGAGCCCUGUUCCUACCACUGCUACUGACAGACCUCAUCAGAGCCCACUUCCUGCUACUGACAGACCUCAUCGGAGCCCACCUCCUAUCACUGCUACUGACAGACCUCAUCGGAGCCCUCUUCCUGCUACUGACAGACCUCAUCCAAGCCCUCUUCCUACCACUGCUACUGACAGACCUCAUCAGAGCCCUCCUCCUACCACUGGUACUGACAGACCUCAUCAUAGCCCUCCUCCUACCACUGGUACUGACAGACCUCAUCAGAGCUCUCCUCCUACCACUGGUACUGACAGACCUCAUCGGAGCCCUUCUCCUACCACUGCUACUGACAGACCUCUUCAGCAUCAGAGCCCUCCUCAUACCAUUGCUACUGACAGACCUCAUCAGAGCCCUCCUCUUACCACUGCUACGUUCAGACCUUUUCAGAGCCCUCCUACCACUGCUAUUGACAGACCUCAUCAGCAUCAGAGCCCUCCUACCACUGCUAAUGACAGACCUCAUCAGAGCCCUCCUCCUACCACUGCUACUGACAGACCUCAUCGGAGCCCUCCUAUCACUGCUACUGACAGACCUCAUCAGAGCCCGCUUCCUGCUACUGACAGACCUCGUCAGAGCCCUCCUCCUACCACUGCUACUGACAGACCUCAUCGGAGCCCUCCUCCUACCACUGCUACUGACAGACCUCGUCAGAGCCCUCUUCCUGCUACUGACAGACCUCGUCAGAGCCCUUCUCCUACCACUGCUAAUGACAGACCUCAUCGGAGCCCUCCUCCUACCACUGCUACUGACAGACCUCAUCGGAGCCCUCCUCCAACCAUUGCUACUGACAGACCUCAUCAGAGCCCUCUUCCUACCACUGCUACUGACAGACCUCAUCAGCAUCAGAGCCGCGUGGCCUCACUGCUGUCCAAGCGGAGGCAGAAGAGACAUGUGGGGAGACGUGCAUGGGGAAACAUGGCCUUCUCCAAAAUGGUGCUGAAGUGGAGGCUGAUAGGAGAGGGUUACAGCAGUCAGCUGACCAUACAGGACCAGAGACAUAUCAUCAGCCUGGCCUUCAGGAUGUGGAGCGAGGUGUCUCCUCUGGACUUUGUAGAGGACACAUUCUCUCCCCUGGAGUUUGUAGACAUCAAACUGGGUUUUGGCACAGGGAGACACUUGGGAUGCAACCAGAAGUUUGAUGGUACUGGACAAGAGUUUGCUCACGCCUGGUUCCUGGGAGACGUUCACUUUGAUGACGAUGAACAUUUUACUGCACCUAACACUGGCAGUGGUAUCAGCUUGCUCAAAGUGGCAGUGCAUGAGAUAGGCCAUGUCCUGGGCCUGCCUCACAUCUACAGGACUGGUUCCAUUAUGCAACCCAGUUACCUGCCCCAGGAAUCAGGCUUCGAGAUAAACUGGAUGGACAGGAAGGCCAUACAGCACCUCUAUGGGGGCUGUAAGGGCCAGUUCAACACAGUGUUUGACUGGAUCAGGAAGGAGCGAACCCAGUACGGUGAGGUGGUGAUCCGUUUCAACACCUACUUCAUGAGGGACGGUUGGUACUGGCUCUAUGAGAACAGGACCAACCGAACCCGCUAUGGUGACCCGGUGGCUCUUCAGGUGGGCUGGCACGGCAUACCCACCGACGGGGUAGACGCAUGUGUUCACGUGUGGAACAGGAACACUGAUGCUGUCUACUUCUUUAAAGGCACCCAGUACUGGAGGUAUGACGAUGACAAUGACCAGGUGUUGACAGUGGACCCUGAAGGACACCUCUACCCUAGACUCAUCUCUGAGGGGUUCCCAGGGGUGCCCAGUCCUAUAGACACAGCCUUCUAUGACAGGAGGGACUACCACAUCUACUUCUUCAAGGGCACUUAUGUGUAUGUGUUCGACGUGACAGCCAACAGCUUGGCCCCAGGCUUCCCAAGGAAGAUCACAGCUGUGUUCCCAGCAGUAACGUCUGGGGAUCACCCGGGCGGUAACAUAGACGCCGCCUACUUCUCCUAUACACACAACGCUGUCUUUCUGUUCAAGGAUACACAGUUCUGGAGGGUGGUGGGGAGAAGCAGAGACCGCUGGAGGAGACCGUCGCUGCCACGCAACGGCCUGCUGCCACGCAGGAAGGUGGAGGAACAGUGGUUUGACAUUUGUAACGUUCACUCCUCGGCUCUGAAAGUGGCUCGUCGCUGAGAGGGGGGGCUAUGAGGGAACUGUGGGAUUAGGGGAUCCUGGACCGAGAUCGGUCUGCACUCUUACCAACUCCAAACAUGACACUGAGUGAGGAGCACAGACUGGCCCUGUGGCUAUGACAACAGAGUACCCAAAGUGACCGCUGGUUGACUAGGAAUCUGACUUAUAUCCAUUAUAUUAUAAGAUGUAUUAGUCUACAACACAUUUCAUUCAUUAUGAUAACUAUUGUUAACUAUUAUCAACCUUAUACAUGUCAACAAUAUAUAUUUAGUUGUUUCAAAGACAUUGUUGUUAUUUUAAUAGUUUACACAUAGGUUGUUGAAGACAAUAAUGCCUUUUGGAAUGUUCUUUCUUAUUUUUUUCUAUGUUGUAAACGUUUUAUUUAUAUAAAAUCAGUUGUAUUAUAUGGACUGAAUUUAAUUGACAAAAACAAACUCUGAAAACGCAGUUUUUUAUUAGGCUGAGAUCAGAAACAUGUUCCCUAUUAAAGAUUUGUA
This is a messenger RNA of Salmo salar (Atlantic salmon), 5403 nucleotides long. The record is from RefSeq and is a predicted model, not a curated record. Lineage: Eukaryota; Metazoa; Chordata; Actinopteri; Salmoniformes; Salmonidae.